UGUACCAUAAGCCUGAACCAGUACUCUAAUAAGCCAUGGCCACCACUACCAUCAUUGACGCCCAAUACUAUGUUUUUCUCUUCCUCCUCUGCCUCUCCUCAACACUUCUCCUUCAAUUCUUCUUCAAGAAAUCUAAACCCGCCGGAGCCACCCAUCUCCGCCCCCUGCCAAGCCCACCUGCUCUUCCGCUUGUCGGUCACAUCCACCUUCUCACCAAAUACGUCCAUAUUUGUUUCCAAAAACUUGCCCUAAAGUAUGGCCCGUUGCUAUUCCUACGCUUCGGCUCUUUCAAAUUCCUCCUCAUCUCAUCCGCCUCCGUGGUGACCGAGGUGUUCAAGUCCAACGAUGUGGCUUUUGCAUCAAAACCCAUGUCGGUCUUCGAGGACCGGUUAAUAUUUGCCAACAUAGGGUUUAUUUUUUCUCCAUAUGGGGAAUAUUGGAGGUAUAUGAAGAAAAUGACUGUGACUGAACUUCUCGGAUCCAAACAGCUCCAGAGGUCUCACAACGUUAGAAGAGAGGAGCUACACCGAUACUUAAAGAAAGUAUUAGAAAAAGCACAGGAAAGCGAGGUUUUUAGUUUGGGGACGGAGUUGAUGAAGCUGACGAAUAAUACUAUAUGUAGGAUGGCUUUGAGCACAAGGUGUUCUGAGGAAGAUAAUGAGGCUGAGAAGAUUAAGGAGCUCAUCGAUGGGUCGUUGGAGUUGGGGAUGAAGUUGGCGAUGGUAAACAUGGCAGGGCCUUUGAAGAAACUUGGUGUUUGGAUGUAUGGAAAAGAGGAUAGAGAGAUUAAUAGGAAGUGUGAUGAGUUGUUGGAGAGGAUUUGGAAGGAGCAUGAAGAGAGAGCAAAGAGAGAUGGUGGUGUUGACAGGGAAGAUAAAGAUUUGAUGGAUAUUCUAUUGGAAGCCUAUCAUGAUGAGAAAGCUGAGUUCAAGAUCAACAAGAACCAGAUCAAAGCCUUCAUUUUGGAUCUCUUCCUUGCAGGAACAAGUACAUCUACAGAUUCAAUGGAAUGGGUAAUGGCAAAUCUAAUCAAUCACCCAGAAGUCAUGAAGAAAGCAAGAGAAGAGAUAGAUUCAGUUGUUGGAAACAAAAGACUUGUUGAAGAAACAGAUCUUCCAAAUCUUCCAUACUUACAAGCUGUUGUGAAGGAAACACUAAGACUAUACCCACCAGGGCCUCUAUUACCAAGAAGAACGCAUGAAGCUUGUGAACUCAGAGGCUUUGACAUACCAAGAGACAUUAUGGUAGUUUUCAAUUUCUAUGCCAUAAUGAGAGACCCUGAAGCUUGGGAAAAUCCAAAUGAAUUCAUCCCUGAAAGGUUCUUGUCUUCAAAUAAAGAAAAGGCGCAUCAAAACUUCAAUUUCGUGGCGUUUGGUGCUGGAAGGAGAAUGUGUCCUGGUGCAACCCUAGCACUUACCUUGAUGAACACUACUGUUGCAUCAAUGGUUCAAUGCUUUGAUUGGAAGGUUGGCAAAGAUGGAGAUAGAGUGAAUAUGGAACCGCAAGCCGGCUUGCAUUUGAAGCUCGCCGAGCCUCUUCAGUGCCGUCCAAUUCUCCGAUUCCAUCCCUUUUCUUGCUAAACAAGACGUUAAUUACUGUUUGUCUUUCUUUCUUCUUCUUCUUUUUUUUAAUCUCUUUCAUAUCAUGUACUUAACUAAAUUUACGUCUUCAAUUUCCACUUGAAGUCCUAGUCUCUAUACUUGGGGAUGGUUGGAGAUGAGUUGUGUUUUGUUAUUGUAUCAUGCUUCUGUGUAUGUAUGUUAAAUUAAUAAAAGAAUUGGUGUUUUAAAUUUCAA
Molecule: messenger RNA, 1796 nt
Organism: Tripterygium wilfordii
Lineage: Eukaryota; Viridiplantae; Streptophyta; Magnoliopsida; Celastrales; Celastraceae
Product: cytochrome P450 705A5-like
Exons: 2
Coding region: 36-1580 (514 amino acids)
Cellular component (GO): membrane
Molecular function (GO): oxidoreductase activity, acting on paired donors, with incorporation or reduction of molecular oxygen, NAD(P)H as one donor, and incorporation of one atom of oxygen; heme binding; iron ion binding
Source: RefSeq, a predicted model, not a curated record